Messenger RNA from Mytilus californianus (California mussel), 900 nucleotides. RefSeq lists its product as uncharacterized. The transcript has 5 exons. Bases 1 to 900 code for a protein of 299 amino acids. The record is from RefSeq and is a predicted model, not a curated record. Lineage: Eukaryota; Metazoa; Mollusca; Bivalvia; Mytilida; Mytilidae.
AUGAUUUUUAAAGAGGCCUUUGUCAGAACAAACGGUUAUAAUGUGUGUCCACGUGAUUCUAUAGAGGCCUAUCUCGGAAGAUACGGCUUUAAUGUGUGUCCACAUGAUUCUUUAGAAGCCUAUCUCGGAACAAACGCAUUUAAUGUGUGUCCACAUUAUUUUAUAGAGGCCUAUCUAGAAACAAACGAGGCCUAUCUCGGAACAAACGGUUACAAUGUGUGUCCAUAUGAUUUUAUAGAGGCCCAUCUUGGAACAAACGGUUAUGAUGUAUGUUCACAUGAUUCUAUAGAAGCCUAUCUCGGAACAAACGAGGCCUAUCUCGGAACAAACGGUUAUAAUGUGUGUGCAUAUGAUUCUACAGAAGCCUAUCUCGGAACAAACAAGGCCUAUCUUGGAACAAACGGUUAUAAUGUGUGUCCACAUGAUUCUAUAGAGGCCUAUCUCGGAACACACGGCUUUUAUGUGUGUCCACAUAAUUUUAUAGAGGCCUAUCUCGGAACAAACGGUUAUAAUGAGUGUCCACAUGAUUUUACAGAGGCCUAUCUCGAAACAAACGGUUAUAAUGUGUGUUCACAUGAUUCUAUAGAAGCCUAUCUCGGAACAAACGGCUUUAAUGUGUGUCGACAUGAUUUUUUAAAUGCCUAUGUCGGAACAAACGGUUUUAAUGUGUGUUCACAUGAUUCUAUAGAAGCCUAUCUCGGAACAAACGGCUUUCAUGCCUAUGUCAGAACAAACGGUUAUAAUGUGUGUCUACGUGAUUCUAUAGAGGCCUAUCUCGGAACACACGGCUUUAAUGUGUGUCCACAUGAUUCUAUAGAAGCCUAUCUCGGAACACACGGCUUUAAUGUGUGUCCACAUGAUUCUAUAGAAGCCUAUCUCGGAACAAACGCAUUUAAUUAG